AUGGAUUUAAUUUUUUCUGAUGAAGACAUAGAUUCAAAAGUUGCUGAAAAUGAGCUUCACCACCGAUUGCCUCGAGAGUUUUCGGUCGCUUCUUUAAACGAAGAUAUUUCCGACAAUGUUUUUCGAGAGCAGUAUCGAGUCCCAAGACCGGUAAAUUCUAAUCUUUGGAACAAAUUCGAAAAUGGAGAGCUUCCUUUUAAUGGUGCUGUGAUUUUGGCGGACUCAGCUUACCCAUGUCGAGAAUGGUUAAUUCCACCUUUUCCCGGUGAUCCAGACGGUGCACAAAAACGUUUCAACAUUGCGCAUCGGAAAACCAGAAGCAUAAUUGAGCGUUGUUUUGAUAUUGUCAAAAACAGGUUCUAUGCUUUGAAAACAGGAAUUCGCUUGCAUAAGGUUGAAGAUGCCUCUAAGCUCAUUAUGUGUGGAUUUGUUAUCCAUAAUCUAUGUCUUCGAUAUGGAGAUAACGGUAAUGAUUUUGAAAAGGGCGACGAAGAACAAGUUUCUGAAAAUCUAACUCAAGCCGAUCAAAAUGAUGGAGCCUUUAAUAGACGAAAUCAACUUCUUAAUAACUUUACAUAA
Hydra vulgaris (swiftwater hydra) is the source of this 579-nucleotide messenger RNA. RefSeq names its product putative nuclease HARBI1. The record is from RefSeq and is a predicted model, not a curated record. Lineage: Eukaryota; Metazoa; Cnidaria; Hydrozoa; Anthoathecata; Hydridae.